Molecule: messenger RNA, 384 nt
Organism: Pyricularia grisea
Lineage: Eukaryota; Fungi; Ascomycota; Sordariomycetes; Magnaporthales; Pyriculariaceae
Exons: 1
Coding region: 1-384 (127 amino acids)
Source: RefSeq, a predicted model, not a curated record
AUGGAUGUCACAAACAUAUCCGGGCGGGGAAGUUAUGAGGUCCGUGUGGCACAAGCGGUGCCCCGACUGGACGUUCCGAAGCAGGAAAAAGGAGACCACACACGGAUUGACCCCGACCGGGCGGAUGGCGAUCCCGUGGAGUUGCACGCCACCGUUACGUUGCACCUGCAACAGGAAAGCAAUCAACUAUCGCAUCCAUGGUUGAGCAGGUCAAGUCAAGUGCAUUGGUUCCGAGAACGAAUCUGGAAGGAGCAUGAGCUGGUUAACGUCAUGAAUUUGACUAUCAAGAAGCAGCGCAGCAAAGUCUCUGGUUUCACCAGUAUCGUCUACAACCCCAUCCCGGUCCGCAAGUUCGCUUGUGGACGGGCGAAAUUCCACCAUUGA